Anneissia japonica is the source of this 2937-nucleotide messenger RNA. Its product is annotated as mitochondrial tRNA-specific 2-thiouridylase 1-like. NCBI's taxonomy places the organism in Eukaryota, Metazoa, Echinodermata, Crinoidea, Comatulida, Comatulidae. Gene Ontology annotation, molecular function: sulfurtransferase activity. Gene Ontology annotation, cellular component: mitochondrion. The record is from RefSeq and is a predicted model, not a curated record. Gene Ontology annotation, biological process: tRNA wobble position uridine thiolation.
GCACAGCAACAUGUUCUAAGCCUGUUGGAGAGGGUAGGCCCAGGCCUAGGUUUUCAUUUUUGAGCUUAUGAUCAAACACUCUGAUGUUAUGCGAAAUACAUUUUUUUAUUCGGCAACCAGUAUAGUCCUAGGUUUUGUGAGAUUUUACUUUGUAGUGCUACCAAGUCUAGUAGUUUAGGCCCUGAGUCAGCCAGCGAUAGGGUAGGCCUAGGCCCCUAGGCCUAGUAGUCUAUAGUAUCGCGUGGCCUGGCCCCAGCUAGGCUAGUCUUACCAUCCAGUUCUACGGCCUAGCAAGAGUACGGUCUACGGAUUCUUCGUCUCCUACAGAUUAUGAUUUAACCUGUGGUAUAGGCCUAGCCAACUCCAGUAUUACUUCUGGCAGAUUAUCAAAAAGUAGGCCUACUUUUAACUUUCUAUUAAAACUUGAUUUUUUUGUGAUGACAAGUUCUUUAUUUAAUGGACUGUCGAGGACUGUGAGCCAUGUAGCGUGUGCAAUAUCUGGGGGUGUGGAUAGUGCUGUAGCAGCUUUGAUACUCAAGAGUAAAGGUUAAUCAAAGCCAUUGACCUUUGGAAAGACCAGACGUUCUUCUUGUCUCAAGUUAAGCAGGAAUCACUUCAGAAAGUGGUAUUUCCAGUCGGUGACCUCACUAAGAGUGUCGUCAGACAGAUUGCAUUACAGGCGGGCUUGCACAAAAUUGUUAAGAAAAAAGAGAGUAUGGGAAUAUGUUUUAUAGGCCAACGAAAUUUCAAGGAAUUUAUUCAGGAGUAUGUUGAUCCAGCUCCCGGAAACUUCAUUUCAAUAGAAGAUGCAGAAGUCAUUGGACAUCACAAUGGUUGUUUUUUGUACACCAUUGGACAGAAUGCCAAGAUCCCAGGCAUGGACAACAAAUGGUUUGUGGUGGACAAAGAUCCUCAAACAAGAACUAUUUAUGUUGCACCAUCAACAAGCCAUCCAUCCCUGUUCACAGAUUCUGUCAUUACUGAGCCGAUUCAUUGGAUAAAUGCAAUGCCGGCACAGCUCCAGCAGAAAGAGCCAUUUAAAUGUACCUUCAAGUUCCAACAUACAGAUCCCCCAGUUGAUUGUAUGCUGACACUAAAUAGUGACGACAGCAUUUUGAUCUCAUUGGUCAAUCCACUCCGGGCAUUGACACCUGGUCAGUUUGCAGUUUUCUACUAUGGUGAGCAGUGUCUUGGUGGCGGUAGAAUAUUGCGGUGUGGUCCAUCUCUAUACACUUUACACAAGGAUGACUACCAUUCUGGAACAUGGUCAAUAUCAUGAACAGCCAAGCGGUGUGAUUUGUCUCUCUACCGAUUAUAGCUACCAUUUGGUAGGGGUGUUAGAAGAUACAACUUCUAGGAGAUUUGUUCUCACGUUCUCUGCCAGGGACGCGAGUUUAAGUCCGACAACGUUCACUUAGGGUGUCGAGGUGUGAGUUUCACAUCCACCCCAGUAGCGGCUUUAGGAUAUAUUUUCUGAGGGGGCGGAGCUGGGACUUGAGUUCAUAGGCCCAAGCUGGAGGAAGGGUUUUAGAGGGUGUUCACCCUCCCAAAUGAGAUUUUUUUAAAAAGAGGAACCUCUGGAUGGGCAGAAAUGGCAUUCUCAGACUGUGACAGGCAUCUGUUGGCUUGGCGCGAGCCUUUUUUUUACAUUUUUUUAGUCCGACUGCCCGACAAACUCUGUCCGAUGGGGGGGGGGGCUUGCCCCUGCUGUUCCCCCACUGGCGCCGCCACUGAUCCACCCUUGUCCAACAUACCACUAUUGUAUUACAUGUAAACUCACUGCCAGUCAUCAACAGAACACAAACUCUCGCCAAUUAAUAAUUCAGUAUAGUAAAAACAUAAAUAUAUCGUAACUUGAUGGAGGAUGGGUUAAUUUCCUGGAGAUUCUAGCUUGCUUGCAGGCUUGCGAGAAACCUUCCUGAUUUCCAGAAGAAUCACACGGAUUGCAGGAGACUUCAGACCCCUGCAUUCGGGAACAUGGUCAUUAUCAAGAACUUUAAAUAAAUGUGCUAAUUAAUUGACAUAGAAAUUUAAUUUUCUCAUAAUACAGUUUUUCUAUGUCUAUAUCUCUAGAAGAGGUUGUUAGUUGGUGAUAUUGUUUAUAUUUAAAUUGUCAAAUUAUAUAAACUCAUUUAUGAUUAUAAUUCUGUUAUUGUAUUAUUAAUUUAUGGCAAAUGACUCAAUUGUGAUUGAUAAGAAGAUCAAGUUUUACAGAUCUCUUACCAAAUUAGCACAUUGUUUGAAAAACAGUGCGGUUUGUGAACUAUAUUUUAUAGUUGAACAAGCAGUGGAUAUGUAGUGCCUUCUCAAUAACACCUGAUAUGAGGUUAUGACACAUGAUCAAGUUGAUUCACCGAGACUUUAAUGUAUGGGUGCUGCAUCUUACAGCCAUAAUAUCAGAGCUGGUUCAAGCAGCUAUCUUUGCCCAUGUGUUGGUGGUUGAAGUCCUCUCCAAUAAGGACUGUAAAUUGUAGGGCCAGUGUAAACAACCUUGUGUGUGCAUUAAACCACCUAGAAUAUCGUCCAAGAGAGGACAAAGCUUCUGAUGGUGAAUAGCUCCAUUAAGUGGCUGCUAGUGCAUGCUAACACGCAUACACAUUGUGAUAUUGUUAUGGUGAUGGUUUGGCAAUUGCAUCAUAUAUUAUUUUUGAUGAAAGUAAUUAUCUGUGAAACAUAACCGAAUAUUUAAUCAUAUUAUAAACUUCCUUCUCAGAACCUUAUUUUCAUACAUGGUUUACUAGAAGUUACAGUACUUUAAUAAAUGAUAAUUUUCAUUAAGAUUUAUGAUUAAUAUAAUUUUGUUUAUUAUUUUAAUAAUUGUAUUUUAUUCCAUCAACAACCAACAAAGAUAGAAAGCUACGGGUUAUAUCUUGAGAUCUUUAAUAUAUAAUAUUUACACAUCGUUUCAUUAUAGCAAUUAAAUUUCAAUACACUUUU